AUGGCGGCUUCUGGGCCGCUCCCGGUGACCCAGGACCUGUCCACGUUGCGUGCCAAGUUGCAGGGGCUGCUGCGGUUCCUGACGGAAGCCCUGUCCAUUUCCAGUGCACAUACGGUGGACUUCUACACGGAGUCCGUGUGGGAGCAAGUGGUCGACUUGCCCCCGGAGACAGUGCUGGCGGCACUGAGAUCGGCGGCGGAGGCGGAGGCGGAGGCCCAGCCCUCGGAGGCGCGCCUCCAGGUGGAAGCCGAGAGCGGAUCAGAUAUUACUGAUUUUCCAAAAAUAUUUUGUGAAACUUCCCAGAAGCUGGUGAGUGUGGAAGCCUUCGCUCUGACUGCUAAAUAUUAUUCUGUACAAAACUUGGGAAUAUGUACUCCUUUUGAACAGUUGCUUGUAGCCCUUCGUGGAAAUCAAAAACAGAGAACUGAUGAAAAUGUGAAGCCAGAUGAGUUUAUGAAUUUGAAAAAAUCUCAUGAAGUUCAGGCAAUGUCAGAGCUCAUCAGCAGUAUUGCUGAUUACUGUGGAAUAAAGCAGAUAAUUGACCUGGGUUCUGGAAAAGGCUACCUAAGCUCCUUUUUGUCCUUAAAGUAUGGCUUAAAAGUUUAUGGAAUUGAUUCCUCAAAUACCAAUACUCAUGGAGCUGAGGAGAGAAACAGGAAACUGAAGAAACAUUGGAAAGUCUAUCGUAGGCGGUCAAAAUUAGAUGUCAAUGGACUGGCAUUACAAAUGGCAAAAGAAAGGAAAGUGCAAGAUGAAAUUAAAUUUAAAGCCGAUAUUGAGGGAGUAUGUAACAGCAGUACUGCAAAUCAAGAAAAGAUGUCGACCUCGGACUUUCUGGCAGAUUUUUCAGCCUCUGUAAUUUCUAACAUCAGAAAACAAAUGGAAAACCUACAUGUUUAUUCACAUCGAGAAGAAAAUUUGUGUUUUGAAAAUGCCUUUUCUCUUAGGGACCUUUUGCCUAUUAAUGCCGUAGAACCUACUUCUUCAUCCCAUAUACCCAAGAGAAAAAUGUCUGAAACAAAUAAAGAGAGAAGAAAAAUGACGUCAAAGUCAAAUGAAUCCAAUAUAUAUUCACCUUUAACAUCUUUUAUCACUGCUGAUUCAGAACUACAUGAUAUUAUUAAAGAUCUGGAGGAUUGUUUGAUGGUAGGUCUGCAUACUUGUGGUGAUCUUGCUCCAAAUACUCUGCGAAUAUUUACUUCCAAGUCUGAAAUCAAGGGAGUUUGCAGUGUGGGUUGUUGCUACCACCUCUUAUCUGAAGAGUUUGAAAACCCACAUAAAGAAUGUACCCAAGAAAAGUGGGGAUUUCCAAUGUGCCGCUAUUUAAAGGAAGAGAGAUGGUGCUGUGGCCGGAAUGCCAGAAUGUCAGCAUGUUUGGCACUGGAGCGUGUUGCAGUCGGCCAAGGGCUGCCUACUGAAUCACUCUUCUAUCGUGCCGUACUUCAGGAUAUUAUUAAAGAUUGUUAUGGCAUCACCAAAUGUGAUCGGCAUGUUGGUAAAAUUUAUUCCAAAUCCUCUUCCUUUCUGGAUUAUGUCAGAAAGUCUCUAAAGAAGCUUGGAUUAGAUGAGUCCAAGCUGCCAGAAAAAAUUAUAAUGGACUACUACGAGAAGUAUAAGCCUAGAAUGAAUGAGCUGGAGGCUUUUAAUAUGUUGAAAGUUGUUCUGGCUCCUUGCAUAGAGACAUUGAUUCUUCUGGAUCGACUUUGCUACCUGAAAGAGCAGGAUGAUAUUGCGUGGUCUGCACUUGUGAAGUUGUUUGAUCCUGUGAAAUCUCCCAGAUGUUAUGCCAUUAUUGCGCUGAAGAAGCAGCAGUGAUUUCAAUUGAAGCAAGGAAUUGGUGCUGGUGCAGAGGUGGACGGGCAUCAUAAUCGGCUGCUGGAGUCAUAGGAGGUGAUGAAGUAGGAGGAAUCGGCCAUCUCAGAUCUGCUCUACCCUUCAUUUCUGUAUAGAAUCUGUGUCAGCUGGAUCCCAAUGUCCCAAUCCUGACUCUUGAGAUCUCAACCAUAUCAAAACGUCUUUUGGCACAAUUCAGGUUCUCUACUUGGCAUUUCAAAUGUUCCACUGUUAUCAUCUCUCUCUGAGACCCUUCAUGUUUCCCUUUGAGUCCUCUAGCCCCAGAAGAAAGCCGAAAGAUUUGCUAGGAUCUCUUUUCCCCCAGUAGAAGCUCUCUGGCUCAGCCAAGAUCAAUCCUCAGACCUUAAAGAAAAUGAUGGCCAACAACUGCCAGCUUAUUUCAGGAAGUGAUUGUCCUCUUUCUGGAAUUUUUGUUUAUGCCGUUUCCUCACUUUCUGAUAUCUUUUAAAAUAUGUGCUUUUUUUGGUAGUCUAUUUGCCCUUUUUUUGGUGGUUGCAGUAAAAGUGUUGGCUUGCUAUGACCUACUACAUCCUGCCCAAAAGCAGACCUGUUCAAGUUAUUUUUAACAUGCUGGUAUAUAUCUACUCCACCUCAUUAACACAUCUGUUCUGUACAGCAAAAGGGAAACCUGUGACAAUGUAGCUUCUUUGGUGAAGGGAUAGAAAUUGAGUAUAAAAGUGUGCUUUAUAGAGUCUGGAAACAAACUAUAAUCCUUUUCAUUGGUAUAUAUUUUUAAAGAUACAACCAAGAGACAUAAAACUGUCAAAAAAAAAUCAAAAACACACAAAAGAGCCAAAGUUGGACAUAGUCCAAUUACGACGACCUAUCUUUUUUAAC
Balaenoptera acutorostrata (minke whale) is the source of this 2691-nucleotide messenger RNA. It is a transcript of the gene METTL25, whose product is annotated as methyltransferase like 25. The record is from RefSeq and is a predicted model, not a curated record. The transcript has 13 exons. Bases 1 to 1815 code for a protein of 604 amino acids. NCBI's taxonomy places the organism in Eukaryota, Metazoa, Chordata, Mammalia, Artiodactyla, Balaenopteridae.